UUUGAAAUUAAUGCGGUUCGUGAAUAUAUUAUAAGCCGCCCGCUCCGUUACCCACUCGGUUUUUGGUCGUCUUCCUCUCUUCUCUUGGAUCUAAUCUAGACCGUGCGAUUGAUCUUUCGGAAGGAUGAUGGCCGUCGAUCUGCAGGGCCGAAGGGAGAUGGACGACGUGAGGGCGGUGAAGGAGGCGGCCGGCGCCGGGUUGCGUAGCUUGGAGAACCUCGCCUUCCAGCUCUCCCUCCAGCGGUCUUCCGCCGACUGCCGUGAGAUACCCGACCUCACCGUCUCCAAGCUCAAGAAGGUGAUCUCCGUGCUUAAUCGCACCGGCCACGCGCGGUUCCGCCGCGGGCCUGUCGUCGCUGCCCCGGCCGUCGGCGUUUACGAGGGCUUCAGCGAGACCCCGGAGCCGGCGAAGGCGGAGGCCCAGACGACGCCGACGCCGACGCGCCCGAUGGUCGCGCCUAAGGCUCUAACCUUGGACUUCGCGAAAUCCACCGCCGACCACGCCGACACCGCGCUCACCCUCAGCUUCAGCACCUCCGCCACCUCCUCCUCCGCCAACUCCUCCUUCCUAUCGUCCCUCACCGGCGACGGCAGCGUCUCGAACGGCAAGAUCAGUCCGAUCAUCCUCUCGGCGGCACCCGUGCCAGCCCCCGCCACAGCGGCUCCCUCCUCCGGGAGGCCGCCCCUCGCCUCCUCCCACAAGAAAAUCUGCCUCGGCGAAGGGCACAGCCACGCGCAUAAUUCCCUGUCGGGGAAGUACCCCGGCGGCCGCUGCCACUGCUCCAAGAAAAAGAAACCUCGCGUGAAGAAGACGAUACGCGUGCCGUCGAUCAGCUCGCGCAACGCCGACAUACCGGCCGACGAGUACUCGUGGCGCAAGUACGGCCAGAAGCCGAUCAAGGGCUCCCCUUACCCCCGGGGCUACUACAAGUGCAGCAGCGUGCGCGGGUGCCCGGCGAGGAAACACGUGGAGCGUGCGCCGGAGGACCCCUCGAUGCUGAUCGUGACGUACGAAGGGGAGCACCGCCACACCGCCGCCGCCUCCUCCGCCGCCGACCCGCGCAGCCAUAUCAGCCGCUCGUCGCCGGUCGUACAACCCUUUUGACCGGCCGGAAUCACCGCACCCUUCAAGUAAAUUCUUUUUCAUGUUUUCUUUUUGUAAAAAAAAAAGACGAGAAGAGUGAUCGGGAUCUGUCCAAGUUUGGCAGCUUGUGGAAUGGAUCCAACAUCGAAUCUAUUAAAAAAAGAAAACAAUAUCUCUAGAAAUUCGUCGUGUUUGAUCCGUUCCGAACGUUGGCGACUUGAUCGAAGGCGGAGUGGGUCAAAGUUGACGGCGACGGCGAUUGCGGUGGUGGGGUUGGUGGGCGGGAAGUCAUGUCGUCGACCUCAGUUGAGUCAAUUGUGGCGGGUCCCUGUGUGGUCCUCGCGCCUGCCUUAUCGUUUGCCGUUGACGUCCACGGUUGGUAUACGCGGUCAAAGGGAUUUGUCGUGACUCGGAUUAGCAUUGAUUAGAGGAAUCAAUUAGCAAUUAAUUACCAAAUAAUAAUUAUCAUACAUGUUCAAUGCCUUCACGCCA
Messenger RNA from Zingiber officinale, 1576 nucleotides. RefSeq names its product WRKY transcription factor WRKY51-like. Bases 125 to 1105 code for a protein of 326 amino acids. Gene Ontology annotation, molecular function: sequence-specific DNA binding; DNA-binding transcription factor activity. Gene Ontology annotation, biological process: regulation of DNA-templated transcription. The transcript has 3 exons. NCBI's taxonomy places the organism in Eukaryota, Viridiplantae, Streptophyta, Magnoliopsida, Zingiberales, Zingiberaceae. The record is from RefSeq and is a predicted model, not a curated record.